AACUACUCAGAGUCUCAGCUGGCUCUAGACCCUCGCGCUUCUUUUAAGCCCUCGAUCCAGGUUAAACCAAGUUCACCGCGUUUCUCCGCCGGCUCUCUGUCGUGGUUGCCGUGGUUACCCUAACAAGUUCGCCGCCUUUCUCCACCGGCUCUCUUUCGUGGUUGCGGUGGUUACCCUAACAAGUUCGCCGCCUUUCUCCGCCGGCUCUCUGUCGUGGUUGCGGUGGUUACCCAAACAAGUUCGCCGCCUUUCUCCGCCGGCCCUCUUUCGUGGUUGCGGUGGUUGAAAUAUGUCGAAGAAGAAGGUGUCAGCUCUGGAUAUGCCGGACGUCCCUAUGGGGCAGCUCCCGGAGCAUCUUAAUCUUCAGCGGACCCGCCUUCGUUGCAAGGCUGAUGCCCCGAUCCAUACAGAAAGUAUUCAGUACUCUGGAGCUUAUGCAUCGAUGGGAGUUGACAGCAGUGUCGACAUAAAAAAAUUUAACAGCAACUUUAAGGUUGAAAUUGUCAGGCUCACUGAGGACGAGAUUGAAUUUGAUAUGAUCGGCAUUGAUGCUGCAUUGGCAAAUGCAUUCCGAAGGAUCCUCAUCGCUGAGGUUCCUACUAUGGCCAUCAAGAAAAUCCUCAUGGUCAAUAACACAUCUGUAAUACCAGAUGAGGUGCUAGCCCACAGACUUGGCCUUAUUCCUCUGGAUGCCGACCCAAGGGUCUUUGAAUACUUGUCAGAAAAUGAUGAGCCAAAUGAACGGAAUACCAUUGUCUAUAAGCUGGAUGUGUCCUGCAAAAAGGGUAGUCCACGUAUUACAGUCAAGUCAGAUCAAUUGAAGUGGCUACCAAAUGGCAGCGAACUUGAAAUAGCUACUCUUGACAAGUCUUCAAAAGUGAAAAGUUACACCUCAUUCAGUUGUAGUCAAAAUUCUUUGCCAGAAAUAUCCAAAAAACCACUUGGAGUAAAGCACGAUGACAUAAUUCUUGCCCAACUUGGGCCGGGACAGGAAAUUGAGCUUGAGGCACAUGCUGUCAAAGGCAUUGGCAAAGAUCAUGCCAAGUGGUCUCCUGUGGCUGCAACAUGGUACCGAAUGCUCCCAGAGGUUGUACUAUCUGAAGAAGUAAAAGGUCAAGAUGCUGAAAAGCUCGUAAAGAAAUGCCCUGUCAAUGUUUUUGACAUUGAAGAUCUUGGAAAUGGUGACAAGAAGGCAGUCGUUGCCAACUCUCGAGCUUGUACAUUAUGCGGAGAAUGUAUCCGCGAUGUGAGUGAAGGACUUGUGAAGCUGCGACAUGUCGAAGAUCACUUUAUUUUCACCAUUGAAUCUGUUGGAGCUUUAUCACCCGAUGAGUUAUUCAUUGAGGCUGUGAAAAUCUUGGAAGAGAAAUGUCACCGUCAGAUAGUUCAGCUAUCUUAACUUUUCUUUCUUUUUUUUGUAUCUUUUUUUUUAUAUAUAAAUACUCUUCUUUGUUUCUGAUGUAAAAUAUAACAACUUCGUAUCUUUGAGUAAUAUGAUUUUAAACGUUGUGCUUAAUA
Messenger RNA from Zingiber officinale, 1518 nucleotides. Its product is annotated as DNA-directed RNA polymerases I and III subunit RPAC1-like. Gene Ontology annotation, molecular function: protein dimerization activity. Gene Ontology annotation, biological process: DNA-templated transcription. Lineage: Eukaryota; Viridiplantae; Streptophyta; Magnoliopsida; Zingiberales; Zingiberaceae. Gene Ontology annotation, cellular component: RNA polymerase I complex; RNA polymerase III complex. The coding region runs from base 290 to 1399 and encodes 369 amino acids. The transcript has 9 exons. The record is from RefSeq and is a predicted model, not a curated record.